AUGCUCUUCCUUCUUGCCUUGUCCUCAUCGUCCUUUGAAGCACGCGCCGUCUCUCAAUGCACCGAUAUCAAUGAUUGUCGUCGCCUUUUCGAUAUUGUCUGGGGUUGCAUUGUAACAAUAUUCGCCUGUGUGUGGGUUUCUGUCCACCCGAAUGUGCCCCCUCCGGGGCCAGUUCGACCAAAGCGGAAUGCAAGGCUAUGGAGCUGGCUGAAAUGGUACCUCUUGGACAUCGGCGGCCCGUUCAAGCGGCGUCUGAAGCUGAUGGUUGCAGCGCUUGUUGCGCCAGAGGUCAUUGUGGGGUUUGCAGUCCGGCAGCUCUGGAUGGCGCGCUUCUUUGCGCAAGGCACGUCAAUCGAUUGCUUUCCCACUUGCCACAAAUUAAGCAGCGCUUAUUUCAGUGUACGACGUUUCGCUCACACAUGGCUUUUUCAUCGGCAUGGGUGGAUUACCCCGGACGCAGACAUCCUUGCGGCGAUACAAGCUGUCCCGGAAUCCACUUUGGCCGACAAGAGCAAAGGCGACAUGUUCUCGAAAGGCAUCGCGCUCUGCCAGGGCCUCUGGUUUGUCGCGCAAUGCAUUGCACGAGGCAACCAACAUCUUCCACUCUCCGAGCUCGAGAUUGCCACUCUGGCGUUUGCCAUUAUAAACGCGUUCACGUGGCUGUUGUGGUGGGGGAAGCCGCUUGAUGUCCGCGAUCCCGUGAUCAUCGACCCCCGACGAAGACACCGUCAGGCAGCUUCAGCGCGACCGCCCAAGCCCAAGAUAUCGCGGCUCAAUCGACUCGGCAUGAUGCUGAUCGGAGUCUACGAGGAAUCGGAAUUCGCGCCGACAUCAGCCGGCACCACCGCCGUCCCGACAUUCUGGUGCACCGCCAGAGCGGACAUCCCCGAGCGGUACCAGCGGAUAUGCAUGGCCAGCGAAUUCUUCUGCGCUGCAGUCUUUGGCGCGAUCCAUUUCAUUGCGUGGUCAAAUGCGUUUCCCACGACCGGAGAAAAGUGGCUCUGGCGCGUGUCCACGCUCGUGAUCACCGUGCUCCCUGUCAUCCUUCUGGUGGUUAGUUUCCUCGAUGCGACACUCUCCGUAGUUGAACACGUCCCGCACUGGUAUGGAAUAGUAUUUAUGGCCAUCGGCGGGGUGCUAUAUCCUGCAGGCCGAUUGGUCCUCCUUGUCUUACCUUUCACCACACUCCGAACCCUUCCACUCAAGACUUUCAUGGACGUGGCCUGGAGCGUUUAUUUCCCACAUCUAUAG
Molecule: messenger RNA, 1251 nt
Organism: Mycena indigotica
Lineage: Eukaryota; Fungi; Basidiomycota; Agaricomycetes; Agaricales; Mycenaceae
Exons: 2
Coding region: 1-1251 (416 amino acids)
Source: RefSeq, a predicted model, not a curated record